ACUUAUAUUGUCUAUGUCCGAAACACACGUCGGUACAGUACACGCGUUACUUCCGACGUACACGUGACAACUUCGGUGACGAGAUCUCGCGAGUGUUUUCGUCUCCGCGAGGAGCUUCGGGGAGAUCGUUAGAACGUGAACUUGAUUCGCCUCGCGCGCCUUCUCCCUCGCGAGGCCAACGAUGACGUACCUCAGCUCGUGGGAGGAAUUCGAGAGGGCCGCCGAGAGGUUAUACCUGCAGGAUCCGAUGAACACUCGGUAUACGAUGAAGUAUUGCCACAGUAAAGGGAUCUUGUGUCUAAAGAUAACGGAUAAUCGGCGGUGCCUGCAGUACAAGACGGAGAUAGCGCAGGACUUGAAGAAGAUGGAGAAGUUCAUAGGCAAUCUCAUGAGGCACAUGGCGUCGAAAGACAGUUAGGUGAGACUUUGUCUGUAGAAAUACGUUCGUCGUGGGGGACUAAAGUGCAUACUACUUUUAUUCAACAAGAUCUCUCUUCUCGCCUCGCACGGUCCAACGACUGCGAUCCACAGAUUAUCAAUUUUAAUUCAGAAUACGAACGCUAUCUUACACGUAAGCGCAUAUAAAAUAAGGCGUUUAUUUUGUAUUAAAGUUUUGCGAUUAUUUCGGGCGGCCCCGUUGCCUCCUCGUUAAAGUUCUGAAACAAUCAAACACAUGGCGUGAAUAACAUUCAAGCGACGCUACUGUGGAAAUAAUGUAGAGAGAACUUUUGUAACAUAUUCGCUCUUUUGAUAUCUAUCCGAAGUAUGUGAUGCGUAAUAUAUUAGAUAUUAAUAAAGCUGGAUAUACAAGUC
This is a messenger RNA of Vollenhovia emeryi, 813 nucleotides long. It is a transcript of the gene Srp9, whose product is annotated as signal recognition particle 9 kDa protein. Gene Ontology annotation, molecular function: 7S RNA binding. Gene Ontology annotation, cellular component: signal recognition particle, endoplasmic reticulum targeting. Gene Ontology annotation, biological process: SRP-dependent cotranslational protein targeting to membrane; negative regulation of translational elongation. Lineage: Eukaryota; Metazoa; Arthropoda; Insecta; Hymenoptera; Formicidae. The transcript is spliced from 3 exons. The record is from RefSeq and is a predicted model, not a curated record. The coding region runs from base 182 to 418 and encodes 78 amino acids.